AAAAAAAAGGAAAAAAUUUCUAAAGGCAUCUCUUUCGUUUACAAAUCUUAUUCGCUGCUGUGGUUGAAACGUUUACAUCAGGAAGGAGAAUAGACAUGUCUCAGACUGUGGUUCUAAAGGUGGCUAUGCCAUGUGAGGGAUGCGUUGGAGCUGUGAAACGAGUCCUAGGCAAAAUGCAAGGUGUGGAGUCAUUUGAUGUUGAUCUCAAAGAACAGAAGGUAACGGUGAAAGGAAACGUGGAGCCAGAAGCUGUUCUGCAGACAGUCUCAAAGACUGGAAAGAAAACCAGUUUCUGGGGAGCCGACGAGGCUGAAACCGCCAAGGCCUAAACAUUGGGAGAAGCAACAAAGCAUCUCUGUUUUAGCAGAGAUCCCUACCCAAAAAAAUAAAUAAUAUCAUAUAUAUUGUAAUGGAUACUCAAUAAAUCAUAAUCUCUGAAGACCCUUAUGUUUUUGAAAGAAAGAAAUGUUUGGUCUAGUAAUCAUCAUCUCAUGUCGUCUCAAAGCUAUCUUCUUUUGUCUUAAUACAACAUGUUU
Molecule: messenger RNA, 536 nt
Organism: Eruca vesicaria subsp. sativa (arugula)
Lineage: Eukaryota; Viridiplantae; Streptophyta; Magnoliopsida; Brassicales; Brassicaceae
Source: the annotation of a GenBank genome assembly